CUUUCCCAAUGACAUUCCUCACUAAAACUCCCAAGACCAAUAUACCAUGACACAAACGGAAUACGAGGGUUGUGCCCCUCUCCCUACACCAGAAUCUACAGCAUCGUACUGGCACAAGGAACCGUCAAAGAUUCUCCUUAACCACCGAACUACCGAGGACCUGCCACCUGUUGUGGAUGUGGUGGUUGUUGGGAGUGGUAUCGUGGGUGCCUUUGCAGCAUGGCGUCUGUUGCAAGAUGCCCAGGAUAAUGGGCUGAGUGGAGCGCGCAGUAACGUGCAGAACGUCUUGAUGCUUGAGGCCAGAGAAGCUUGCUGGGGUGCUACUGGAAGGAAUGGAGGCCACUGCCAGCCGAAAUUAUUCGGCCAGGCCCCCCAUAUCUCUCGCUUCGAGCUGGAUAAUUAUACCUUUUUGAAGUCCUUCAUCAAGGAAAAUAAUAUCCCGUGUGACUGGGAGACAGUCGAGGGCUGCAAAUCAUUUUAUUCCAAGGCGAUGUUCGACAUGGCAAUCUCUGAUUCCGAGGCAUCAGCUAAGCUUGAUCCAGAGUUAGGCAAGCUAAUGACGCCCAUUAGGCCAGGUGAUGCGAACCCUUCGUUGAAAGACGUUAGGUUAGGAAGUGCAUCCCUGGGCGCUUUGGUGCAGAAACCUGCUGCAAGCCUCUGGCCGUAUAAGUUGGUAGCCUGGAUGCUUGAGCAGCUACUUGAAAGAAAUGGCUCAUCACCUGAAGUAUCUUUUAAUCUCCAAACCAAAACGCCUGUAACGCACAUCCAAAGUCUUGCAGACGGCAGGUGGAUGGUCCAUACCGACAGAGGAAUGGUUGCCGCAAAUAAAGUCUUACUAGCUACGAAUGCCUAUACAUCGCAUUUACUACCACAUUUUUCGGAUCUCAUAGUUCCCGUCCAGGGCCAGAUGAGCUCCUUAAUACCCCCUCCUUCCAUAUCACCAAGUACCGGAAAACCUCUAAGCUACACGAAUUCAUAUGGCUUCCUUGGAAACAAGAGCCAGAAUUCCAACCAGGACGAUUACCUAGUACAGCGGCCUUUCCGCGAAGUGGACGGGAAGUUAUCUGGAGGCGAACUCAUGUUCGGCGGUGGCCGUGGCCAAGCCACGAUUUUAGGGAUGGGCGUCGCGGAUGACACAACUAUCGACGAGGCAGUUGCUCACUACCUGCGGACCGAGCUGAAUAACGAACUUGAUCUGGACAAUGACAAUACAGAGCUCAAAGCCUCUUACGAGUGGACGGGCAUAAUGGGCUUCAGUCGAGAUGGCAGGCCUUGGUGUGGCGAGGUCCCGAUUGGGAUGGGAGGUGGAGAGGGGUUAUUUAUCUGCGCCGGCUUCACGGGACACGGUAUGCCGACUACAAGUCUGAGCGCUAAAUACGUUGCGGAUCUCAUGAUGGGGAAGCAGGAGAGCGAUUUCAAGAUUCCGGAAGAGUAUAUUGUUUCCCAGUCGAGGGCAGCUAUAUCAAGGACGUACACCGAGGUGGUGAUGGUAGAUCUGCAGCCAGAUGAUUAUCAUUGCUAGGAUAUCCACGAAAUAGCCCGACGAGAAGAGAUAGUUGAUAAUUUGAAGCAUAUAUUCCACU
Molecule: messenger RNA, 1583 nt
Organism: Pseudogymnoascus verrucosus
Lineage: Eukaryota; Fungi; Ascomycota; Leotiomycetes; Thelebolales; Thelebolaceae
Exons: 2
Coding region: 47-1522 (491 amino acids)
Cellular component (GO): cytoplasm
Molecular function (GO): oxidoreductase activity
Source: RefSeq, a predicted model, not a curated record